Messenger RNA from Capsella rubella, 1726 nucleotides. Its product is annotated as protein NETWORKED 4A. The coding region runs from base 179 to 1567 and encodes 462 amino acids. Lineage: Eukaryota; Viridiplantae; Streptophyta; Magnoliopsida; Brassicales; Brassicaceae. The transcript has 3 exons. The record is from RefSeq and is a predicted model, not a curated record.
UUUUUUUUUUUGUUUCUAGCAGAUAUUAUGAUAUAUGUUACUCACUCUGUUUCUCUCUGAGAUUUGUGGAAGGUCUUUUUGUCUGGCUUCUUGUAUUUUCUUCAUUUGGUGAUCAAAAUUGUUCCAAAACUUUUUACUUUUCCCUAUUCAACGAGCUCUUGAUUCUGUGUACAUAGAGAUGGAGGUACCAGAUGAUUCAUGUGGCUGGCCACACAAUUCUAACUCUUUCGUGGAAAUCUCUUCAGUUUCAGAACAGAAUGACUCUUCUCCUGUAACUCCAAAGUCUGAUACAAUACCUGUAGCUAUCAACUUUUAUCAUGGAAGUUCUGAUGUUUCUCGCAACCAUGAUUCUGACUCUUCUUAUUCCGAGUUAGACUCGGAAUCGGAAACUGAGGCUUUUUACUCUUCUCUUAACCACCACCUGGUCUCACCAGGGGCCAUGGAUAGCCAUGACUUAGCUGCUGGGAAACAAAUGGAUUAUGAAGAACUCUUGAAGGAAUAUGUCCAGUCCGAGGAAGAGCUACUGACUACGAGUUUGAGGCUCCAAGAAUCUCGACAAGAGAUUGAGAAGCUCAAGGGCGAGGUUGAGAAGGGAGAGUCUGCUGUUCUGCUUUCUGAGAAUCUACGUGCUGAGCUUGAAGCUGCACAGAGAGAAAUUGAGAGUAGGGAUGUGGCUAUUGAGACUGAGAAAACCCGAGUUCUGGAGAUGCAGAGACAGAUUGUUGAUUUGGAAACUAAGCUCUCUUACUCAAGUUUCAAAUUUGAGAAUCUAGUGAAUGAGCUUGAAGUGAGUAGGGAAUGUUUAGAUGUGUCAGAUGCUGAGAUCUCAAAGCUAAGGGAUAUGUUGUGUGAUUGUCAGGGAACUUUCUCUACUGAGAAAACAAAACUGCAGACUGAUAUUGCUGGUUUGUUAGCGAAUCAGGCUUUCUUUGAAGCUUGGGUUAAAGAAUUUGAAUCACGCAACGAGGUAUUGGAAGAUCAGCUUCGGCAUUCUGAUGUAGAGAUGCAGAGAAAAGAGGUUGAGUUGCAAGCUGAAAUCAAUGCAUUGAAGACAGACCUGGCCUCUCGAGGUGAGCAUACUGAAGCAUUGAACAAGGAUUUCGACAAACACAAGCUGAACUACGACAUGUUAAUGGCAGAGAAAGAUGGAGUAUGUGCUGAAGUGGACAGUCUAAAAGCAGAGAUGAGGUCAAGAGAUAUCCAAAUUGAGCAAAUGGAGGAGCAACUUAACCAGCUGCGCUUUAAGCAGACUGAGCUUGUGUCUGAAUCAGGAAAUGCCAAGAACACUGAAGAGGAACUGAGAGCUACGGUUAAAGAGCUAGAGAAGCAAGCAGAGUUGCAGAGGAAUGUCAAGAACACCGUGGAGGAACUGAGAGCUACGGUUAAAGAACUGGAGAAGCAAGCAGAGUUGCAGAGGAAGGCGAUACAAGAAGGAGAGGAAGAGAAACGUGAAGCGAUAAGACAGCUUUGUUUCACGCUGGAUCAUUACAAAAGCGGAUACAGAGAGCUUCUGCGGUUUCUCUCGGGAAACAAUAACAAGCAACAACAAACAAUCAUGGUCGUGUGAGUUGGAGUGAAUUCUCUAUCUUUUGUUUACUCGUUGUAGUAGUCUUAAUGUCUUUCUUUGCCUUAUUCUGCUUGAGUCAUUUUGUGUGAUGGUCCUUCUCAGACAUUAAAUUAAAUCUUCAAAUUCUUUAGUAAUAAAUGCAAUUUAUAUUAAAGUAUA